CUCUAUUAUUAAAAAGCUCGGAAAGGCUCCGGUUCAAAUGACAGUAGGAGCCUCUCAUUGUGCAGCUCGGAGUGAAAGAGAGGCUUUGGCUCUGUGUGAUGAGAUGAAGACCUCAGAUGAAAUGGUCAGCAGCACCGAGGGCGCACGGAUUCCUCGCCUCGGCUCUGAGUAGACGACCUCCUACCGACACCCCGCCCGUCUGCUUGCCGUCUCCUCCCCUAAAACCCUUCCUGCGACCAACCCUUUGAGCGACUCUGGGCUUAAAAAAAUAGAGACUGAGAGAGAAAGUGUGAGUGAGAGAGAGAGAUAGCGAGAGCGAGAGCGAGCCAAAACACAUACUCCCAACAUCACUUAGACUAUCUUCUCCAGCACAACAAGGGGAGGAGGACGCACAAGUGCAGGCGCGUCCAUGCGUGCCAACCGGCAGACGAACAAGACAUUAAAGCGGGCAAAGGACCACAAAUAAAUUGGAAUAAGACUGAACUCUUUGGAAAAGCGCACAGCUUUGCAAAAAACCAAACAAACAACCAACAAAAAAAAAAAAAAAAAAAAAGACAGUCUAGAUGAGUGAAUGGUAAGAAGAGUCAUGCAUCUCAACGGAGGAGCAGAUAACAGCAAAGGCUCAGUGUCUCUCAGUGUAUUCCUGGUGUCUGUUGCAUUCAUAGUAUGUGCCAUUUGGCUGGUAGCUCUGUGUGGCGUCUGCACCUGGUGCCAACGUAAAUUGGGGAAGAGGAAUAAGCCCGGGAUGGAGGCUGCCAGCUCUCCAGAUUCAGUGAGAGGUCGAGGGGAAAAUAAAGCCAUCAACGAUCUAGACAGAGACUUUUGGAAUAACAAUGACAGCAGCAAUGUCCAACAGAGGUGGAGCUCCUACCCACCCAAGGAGUUCCUCUUAAACAUGUCUCCCUAUGCACCCUACGGAGACCCCCGCCUCACGCCCAACUUUGGGGACGCUUCCCUUUCAUCAGCUUCCACCCUGGAGCACAUCCCGUCCUCGGCUGUGGCGCGCCCUCGGCCCCUGGUCCGGCAGCAGAGCCUCCAACAGCCCCUCACUCACCAGCCUCCUCCGGGUCCCAACGACCCCCCAGUCACCUCGCAGAGUCUGGGCCAGUUGCACACAGGCCCAGGCGGGGGGGGCCACCGUGGGGGCCCGCGGGGGGUCCGGGGGAGUCCGGCUGGAGCCUCCCGGUACAGAGGAACAGGGGCAGGCCGAUCAAGGUCAAAUCCAGGCAGCUGGGACCACAUGGUGGAGCAAAUCCGAACCCGAGGUCUGGAUGUUAAGUCGUUCCUUGAGGGGAAGAUGGUUGUUCUGUCUCUAGCAAUCGGGCUGGCUGAACAGGAUGACUUUGCCAACCUCCCAGAUCUACAAGAAGCGCCAGCGAGCAAAGAAAAUGAAACCACACCAGAGAAAAGAACUCCAGGUAACAAACCAGGCAGCAGCCCCAGAGGUCAGACUCCAGACGAGACCGGACGCCGCCACGGGCAGGGCCACGAAGCCAACUCUUCUGUUUCUGACUUGGCCAACUCGGUCACCAGUGACAUGCUCAUGCUGUCACCAGGUUCAGAGGAAGAAGAACAUGAGGGUCCAGUGUGUGAAAAGCUGGGUCGUAUUCAGUUCAGUGUUGGAUACAGUUUUCAAGACUCCACCCUCACUGUGAAAAUUCUCAAAGGCCAAGAUUUGCCAGCUAAGGACUUUUCUGGCACCUCUGACCCAUUUGUCAAACUGUACCUGCUGCCAGACAAGAAGCACAAACUGGAGACAAAAGUGAAGCGGAAGAAUCUAAACCCCCACUGGAACGAGACCUUCCUGUUCGAAGGGUUCCCCUAUGAGAAGGUGGUUCAGAGGACCCUGUACCUCCAGGUUCUUGACUACGAUCGCUUCAGCAGGAACGACCCAAUAGGAGAGGUGUCCAUCCCACUCAACAAGCUGGACCUAGCCAACAUGCAGACUUUCUGGAAGGAGCUGAAACCAUGUAGCGAUGGCAGUGGAAGUCGAGGGGAUCUGUUGGUGUCUCUGUGUUACAACCCCACAGCCAACACCAUCACUGUGAGCAUCAUCAAAGCCCGCAACCUCAAAGCCAUGGACAUUGGAGGCACUUCUGACCCCUACGUAAAAGUGUGGUUGAUGCACAAGGACAAGCGUGUGGAGAAGAAGAAGACGGUGGUAAUGAAGCGCUGUCUGAACCCUGUUUUCAACGAGUCCUUCCCCUUUGACGUGCCUGCCCACGUGCUGAGGGAGACCACCAUAAUUAUCACCGUCAUGGACAAGGACAGACUCAGCCGCAAUGAUGUCAUUGGGAAGAUUUAUCUUUCAUGGAAGAGUGGCCCUGCAGAGGUAAAACACUGGAAAGACAUGAUGGGUCAUCCUCGCACUGCCGUGGCCCAGUGGCAUGCUCUUAAGGCCUGAAGGACCCAGCAGCCAACCUGCCUACAUUGUUUUCCCCUCGAGAAUCCCCCGGCCCCGCCCUGCCCCUGCCCUCGGCACAUAUCCCCUACUACCUAAAUGCACUGUUGGGCUUCAGACCAUCUAUCAUCUCUUUGUUCUCAGGCCUCUUUGAUAUUCCUCGCCCUCAGUUCUCAUGACACCUUCCUUAAAUUUCACCCCUGUCAAGAUCUGAUUCCCGCCUGACCCCGUCUCAUCCGUUUGUCUGAACUUAAAAAUGUCUUUGAUGUCAUAUGCUCUCCUUGUUCCAUCUUUCUUUUUUUCUCAUUUUUUUUCUUCCACCUCUUCCACCAUGUUUCCCUAAUGCUUUACAUCAGAGCAGUACCUCUUAACACCCGUAAUUACAAACUACCAACCAAAAAUGGAUCAAACAGGCAUUCCAACCAUCCGCUGUGGCAGCAAGAUGGGCAGUGUUCAGACACGCAUGAGUGUGAACGGCACUGACCUGCGCAAUCCAUUUAUCACCUACUUUUGGUAUUGUGGUGAGGAGUCUCCCGCUCUGCUCCUUGUUUUUUUGUUUGUUUGUGUGUUUGUUUGAUUGUUUGCUUGAUUGUUUGAAUCCUUCUGUGUUUCUGUCUCUCUUCCUACAUUCCUUUAAAAUGCCUAAAAAAAAAAAAAUCGGGAAAAGCGGCACAGGCAACAGAAGAGCGAUGGGCUGUAUUUAAAAUGGACAGGAACUGGACUCUGUCACUCAUCAUGUUUUUCACUCUUCACUCCUCCUCCUCCUGCUACCACUGUAAUAAUUCUCCCUUGGCUGGAACCCUUUGUCGUCUGUGCGUGCUGUGGGUGAUGUGCUGUAACCCCAAAUGAAGAUUGUCAAGAAAAAAAUAAGAAAAAAAGGAUAUGAACAUGAACAUUUAGCACUGGUCUAAAAGGGGCAAGUGUCAAACUGCUUUCCUAUUUUCUUUAACUCCCGAUGGACAGAAAAAAAGAGUAAAGUGAUUAAUGUUGUGUUUUAUUUAUUUAUUUAAUGAGUUUUGUUUCGAAAGAACUUAGAGAAUCAACCUGUUCUUCCAGAAAAUAAGCAAAAAGCAGCUUCCAUGAGUGCGGAAGUGUGGGGAUAAUGUGUGUGUGUGCGUGGGUGCGUGCGUGCGAGUGUGUGUGUGUGUGUGUGUGAGUGUGAGGGAGGAAAUAUUUUAGAUUUGCACGGCUGAACUAAAAAUAUUGUCGAAAACCAAACUGCCCUUGGUGACAGUGACAAAAAUUGAGAUUAGCUGGACAUGUGGGUGGAGGUCACUGAAGUUAAACAGUCAGUCUGGUCAAAAUGCAGACCUGCAUACACAACUUUCUAACACGCCCUUUAGUGGUCUCAGGAAAGACAGCUAGUUUCAGUUUCACAUGUAAAAGAUUUCAGCUCAGAAAAUCAGACUAACUGCCGAAAAUAUAUAACAGAGGAUUUCAUUGUCAAACAAUUUACCGCUUUGAAUUUUAACGUUGUUAUGUUUUGGUAAAUGGACAUAGUCCAGAAACCUCUAUGUAAAUGGUUUCCUUUGAGAGCAGAAAACAAUCUGUGCAAAUUGUUGACGACAUAUAGACAUGGUAAAGCAAAGGUCACCCUUUCUCAGUUCUGAAGUUUUACAUACCAGCACAUAAUAAAAAGUUAUUGAAAUGUGGUAAAUACAACCUGAGAUGCACAACAACACAUUAGUUUAACUGAAACUAAGCCAAAAUGAAGAAGCAGCGUGUAGAAAGCUUGUAGAAUCGCCUUUAGCAGCAAUAAUUUGAGGUUAAGAGCUGGAAUUUGACUGGGCCUUUGCAACACCUUAAUUCUUUGCUUUUCUACAGUGUUGUAGAUUUGCUGCUGUGCUUGCAAUAUUAUUUCAGCCAGGCUUUAGUUGUCAAACAAAUGGCCUCACAUUUGACUCUAGAAUAGUUUGGUAAAUAACUGCAAGUUCUCCAGGUCCUGUGGCUGCAAGCCCAAAUCAUCACCCCUCCACCACCGUGCUUGACAGUUGGUGUUUGUGCUGAUCUGCUGUGUUUGGGUUUCUUCAAAUGUGGUGCUUUGACCAAACAUCUUUACUUUAGUAUCAUCUGUAAAAGACAUUGUUCCAAAAGUGGUUGUGGUUUGUUCAGCUGGAUCGUUGCAAACCUAAGCUGUCUUUCUCUGUGCAACCUUUCCAAACAAGCCCAAUGACAGUCUUCUUGUAAUUGAACUGUCAUUAACUAAAUUUUAACAUUUAACAUGCUAACUUAUGCCGGUAGAAUCUGAGAUGCAACAGUUGCUUCUGUAAGAUCACUGAUUGUGUCUUUCCUCUUUGGCUUUGUGUUAGCACACACCUGAGUGCUACAGACUAACAAACUGCUUUUAUAGAGCGGGUGACUAUUGGGUCCUGACUGCUUAACCUCUUAAAUUCAAUGGAAACAGUGAGGUGUACAUAGUUUUUCACACAUUUCGGCAUUUUGGCUUAAUGUUUCUUGAAUUAAAAAAUGACACUGUGUGGCAUGUUUUAUACUUCAUGUGAGGUUGUAUUUACCUCAUUUUAAGACCUGCUAGGACAGAUUAUGUUUUUUAUGUCUUGAUAUUUAAACCUUUUUGUUUUUUAACAUGACUACGUUUUCCGAGUUUAUAAGAAAAUAUUGAGUCCUAAAACUAGAAUUUCACUUUUUUCCAUCACAUUUCACUGCUGUGGUACCGCAGCAGCCAAACGUUAAUGCAUGGCUUGAUAACACUAGUGAUAGAUUGGCAAAGCAUUUUUUGAGAUCUUAUAUCCUCUUUCUAUCUUUUUACUGCUGUUUUUUUAACCAUCUCCAAGAUCUCAUGGUGAUAAAGUGCCCAAUCCUACACCAUGGCAUUGCACCAAUAUGCAAUACCAGCAAGUUUCACCAAGUCCAGUACAUCAGUGGCAGUGGCCAGAAACUACAAGAAGAAUAUUUCUUACAGUAUUAACUUAAAACUGGCUGUUUUGGUGCGAUGCCACUUUGUGCGCUCAAGAAAUCUCAGAUUGUAUGUGCAGGCUCCGCCUGGGCAAACUGCUCUGGGCAGCCAUGAGUAAUAGUCAGUAGUAGUCAAAAGAAAGCAGACCUUGAGGGGGGUUUUUUUUUAAUGUAUUUAUGUAGUUGAGAUUUGUGUUUUCAAGGUUGACCAUGAACCUUUAGACUUAUUUUUUUGGGAUGAACUGACAAUUUCUGAAUACAUGCAGUAAAAUAUGAGAAGAAAUCACAUGAACAUUAAAUCAGUCAGCCAGUCAAAACACAUUAUCCCUAUAAUGUUAUAAGGAUAUAGCCUAUGUUACAUUGUGUCGAUCAACUUCAUUUAGUCACAAAACACAUCUGAAUACACACACAAAACUUACAAAAAAUCAAAAGUUUAUAAACUAUUACAAGAUUACAAAUUACAAAUAUGCCCAAAAUACAAAAUAAGACUGCAGCCACCAGUUACAGACGAAGUCAAGAGAUUAAGAGCCCAGGAAUAUCAUGGACUACAAGUAGGUCUUUAAUCUAGACUUAAAGACAGCAGCAUUUGGAGCAUUUGUAACGGACACGGGAAGUUGGUUCCACAAUUGUGGAGCUGCAGCUGAGAAAGCCCUGUCACCUUUCUGUUUGAAAUGAGAACUGGGAAUGUAAAGUCAGAGUUUGUCUUUAUUUAGUUAUUUUUUUUUAAACAUCUUUGCUGCCUGAAUGCGACCUCCCUCAAGUCCUGUACAGACACGAGCUGUUGGGAUGAAUGGAAACAAAUGAGAGUAAUAACACCUGGGGUUGGGAAAAGUCUUUUUACAUUCCACCGUUUGUUUUUUGUCUACUGGAUGUAUGUGCGUGUGUUUACACUGUGGUUGAAUGUCAGUAUUUGAACUUAUGUUUGUGUGAUUGUAUUUACUGUGAGUCCCUGUGUGUAUAUCUGCACUAAGUUCUAUUUUGCCAGUUUAAUACUGAACAGCAUUCUUUGCUGUUUUUAUUCUGUAUGAAUCCAGAUGUACAGAGAAGUAUGUUCUUUUCUUCUUUUUUUAAGUUGUCACUUCUUGGAGAAUCACUGCACUUGUUGACGAUGAUGCUGGAACAAACCUCUCUUCACAGCAGGCUUAUUUUCCUCAUGUUUGGAGGACAUUUAGAUCUCUUAUACAUGAGCGGAGAGUGAAGGUCACAAGAAAAAAGCUUUACAACAACCCUAGAUAAAAGUUGCUCCAUUUGACCGCCAUACACCAGAUUUUCAGUUUAAACAAAAGCAGCUGAAGACAUUUUUCCUCUAUGCCCUAUCUCACCUCUCUAAGUGGACCAAUCUAAUUCACCAAGGCCAAAAAACGAAGGGUUGCUCCUUCACGUCACAGCUGAUGCUCCCUCAAAACACCCCCAUUGUGCACACAUGCUUUCUGGCACAAAGUAUUCUGUGUGUGCCUUAUGAACCCCGUCACGCCUUGCUCUUCACCAUAUGCGCUCCCUCUCCAAGUGUCAGGAAGGGAGGAGGGGGAAAAAAGGUGAGACAGGAGAUAAUCAUCACCUCUUUGCUUCACCGUUAGCUACAUCUCAGGUCAGAGCAGAGCCUUGGAGCAUCCCAAAAUAACCACCUCUCAUAAUCAUCUGUCUGUCCUGAUGUACUGCCCUGCUGACAAAGCAUUACAUUCCAAAGGCUUAGUGAAAGUCAAUCAAUGCAAUUUAAAUAUUGGUUAAAGAUCAGUCAGGGUUUGAUACAUUUUUUUAAGAAAUCGAGCUAAAAUUGUCUUUCUACACUCGUCACUGGCCAAAUACCACACACUGGUAAAGUUUACUGGACAAGCUCGCAUUUCUGUUUUAGGGCAUUCUCUUUAGGGACUGCUUGAGACAAAGAGAGGUUAACCAGCAACAUUUUAAUUUAUAUACUGACUGUAUAAAAUGAUUGUGAAAAUGUUCUGUAUGGAGAAAAAAAGAGAAAAAGAACCAUCAUUACUAAUGGGGUUGUAGAUAUCUAUCCUUGAUAUCACAAACCUGCCUGUUUCACUCCCUUUCUCUUUGUAGUUACACAUCCGUGGGGUGCACAAUGUUAAAUAUUGACCAUUUAUUUUUUUGAAAUCUGUACAGUGUAUAUAAUGAUAUAAAUGUGUAUAUAAAACAAAGAUACUUCUGG
Molecule: messenger RNA, 7475 nt
Organism: Oreochromis niloticus (Nile tilapia)
Lineage: Eukaryota; Metazoa; Chordata; Actinopteri; Cichliformes; Cichlidae
Gene: syt7b
Product: synaptotagmin VIIb
Exons: 12
Coding region: 572-2404 (610 amino acids)
Biological process (GO): calcium ion-regulated exocytosis of neurotransmitter; vesicle fusion
Cellular component (GO): plasma membrane; synaptic vesicle; synapse
Molecular function (GO): phosphatidylserine binding; calcium-dependent phospholipid binding; clathrin binding
Source: RefSeq, a predicted model, not a curated record